CUUUUGGCUAAGAUCAAGUGUAGUAUCUGUUCUUAUCAGUUUAAUAGCUGAUAUGGGGCCACGUGCCCCAACGCUAUUAAUCUAAUUUUUUGUGGGAGGGGAGCCACCGGUAGCUUGCUGCCCGGCUCUCCACGUGUCGCUUUGGCCUUACACUACCGCCUUAGCCUGGCACAACCCAACCCCCUAAAUUUUAAAACUAAGAAGUAUUAUAGUUAUGGAAGACCAGAAUAAAUGAUUUUAAGACGGAUACUAACUAAACUCCUUUAAAUGUUUGAAUGGUCCUGGGUCCAAAAUAAAAAACAUUAAAGCCUGGGGUUUUAGGGUUUGUAGUAAGGAAAGAUGGAGGAAGCGAAGAUCAUCCACCUGGUAAGACACGCAGAAGCCUUUCACAAUGUCGAUGGCGAUGUGAGCCUCCAUCGCCUCUUCUUCCGGGGCGAAUGGCGCCAUCUCUCUCCGCGCCUCCUCAUUCGCGUGUUGCGGCCAUUCUGGCGCCACUUCCAAGCGUGGCUGCUCUCCUUCAUUGGCAAGGCCUCUCUCAAGCAAGCCCGCGCUCGCGACCAGAACUUCUUUGAUCCCAAGCUCACUCCCAAUGGCUGGGAACAGGUAAGAGCUCUCAUUCUCUAUCACUCGCGUUUUCUUCUCAUAUCGCAAUGCUCGAAUCAGAUUGGAAGGCUCCGCAAGAUCGUGGGAGAGAGUGGGAUUGAUCGUCGCGUUCAGCUGGUUGUGGUUUCUCCGUUGACUCGAACUUUGCAAACGGCAGUCGGUGUGUUUGGAAGCGGAGAGAUCGGCAGUCCGCCUUUUGUUGCACAGGAACUGUGUAGAGAACGGAUGAGCGUUCGAUCGUCUGACAAGAGACGGGCCAUUAGCAACUAUGCGCCAAUGUUUACAACAGUCGAUUUUUCGCAGAUCGAAGACGAUGACGAUAAAAUGUGGAAUCCAGACACUCCCGAGACAAUGAAAGAGCUGCAAGAACGAAUCACUCUUUUUCUGCAAUGGCUUUGGGAUCGCAAAGAGACGGAGAUCGCUGUGGUUUCGCACAGCAGCUUCUUGCGCAACAUGCUUAAGCGCGCAAAUCUAUUGCUCCCGAACUGUCAACUCACGACAGUCCGACUGACAAGAUCAGGAUGCGAUUUCAGAUUUUCCGACGCUUGAAUCUGUGUCAGCCACCGCAAACGUUUUGAUACAAGGUAUUUUUCAAUUCCAGGAGAUUACGCUUUCUUGUCAGCCUCGCCCAAGAGCGUGACAA
This is a messenger RNA of Selaginella moellendorffii, 1246 nucleotides long. Its product is annotated as phosphoglycerate mutase-like protein 1. The record is from RefSeq and is a predicted model, not a curated record. Bases 340 to 1152 code for a protein of 270 amino acids. Gene Ontology annotation, cellular component: cytoplasm. Gene Ontology annotation, molecular function: phosphatase activity. Lineage: Eukaryota; Viridiplantae; Streptophyta; Lycopodiopsida; Selaginellales; Selaginellaceae. The transcript has 6 exons.